Molecule: messenger RNA, 2584 nt
Organism: Ruditapes philippinarum (Manila clam)
Lineage: Eukaryota; Metazoa; Mollusca; Bivalvia; Venerida; Veneridae
Product: conserved oligomeric Golgi complex subunit 6-like
Exons: 20
Coding region: 37-2019 (660 amino acids)
Biological process (GO): intra-Golgi vesicle-mediated transport
Cellular component (GO): COG complex
Source: RefSeq, a predicted model, not a curated record
ACGUCUAUAGACGGAAUUUAAAUAACAAUAACAAACAUGGCAGACACCACGUCAAAUCUCACAUCAGGAAAUCUUCCUGCAUCAAAUCCUUUGUCAAAGAAGCUAAACAAGAUAUUAGAAACUAGACUCGAUAAUGACAAAGACAUGCUUGAGGCUCUUAAAGCUUUGUCAACUUUCUUUGGUGAGAACAGCUUGAGGACAAGACGAAACCUUCGUAGUGAUAUUGAAAGAAGAAGUCUUGCCAUUAAUGAGGAGUUCCUUCAAACUUUCCAAGUGGUCAAAAAUCAAUUGGACAGUGUGUACUCAGAUGUUAAAGCAAUGAGUGACUGCUGUCAGGAUAUGACCACAAGGUUAAAGAAUGCCAAGGCACAGACACAUGAUCUUAUAAAUCAGACUACAAAACUACAUGGUGAGAGUCAAAAAUUACAGAUGAAGCAGCAAGUUGCUGAUACCUUCCUUGAUCAGUUCCAGUUAAAACCGGAAGAGAUACGGUCUCUAAGGGGAGCUAAAUCUGGUGCACUUUCACAGGAUUUUUUCCAAGCAUUGUCCAGGGUAAAGCAGAUACAUACUGAUUGUAAAGUGUUGUUAAGAACCAAUCAUCAAACAGCUGGCUUGGAGAUAAUGGAGUCUAUGGCAUUACACCAGGAGUCAUCUUAUGAGAGGCUAUACAGAUGGUCACAAAAUGAAUGUCGGAUGUUGACCGGAGAAGCACCGGACAUUUCACCGAUCCUUUGUCAGGCAUUACUCGCACUACAAGACAGACCUGUACUGUUCAGAUACACAUUAGACGAGUAUGGUACAGCAAGACGUACUGCCGUUGUCAGGGGUUUGAUUGAUGCUCUGACUAGAGGAGGUCCUGGUGGUACACCACGCCCCAUUGAAUUACAUUCCCAUGAUCCUUUGAGGUAUGUUGGAGAUAUGUUGGCAUGGUUACAUCAGGCUACAGCCUCGGAGAAGGAAUAUCUGCAGACAUUAUUGAAAAGAUGUGAACAGGCUAUUAAGAUAUGUCAGGGGGACAUGCGGGAUGUAAAUAAGGACGUUAUUCAUGUGACAGGAGCCACUGAUGACACAAUUCAAGAUAUCCUUGGGCAUAUAACUGAAGGUGUUUGUCGACCGUUUAAGGUUAGGGUGGAGCAGGUGUUGGUGUCGGAACAAGAUGCUGUAACACUCUACAAACUGAACAAUCUUCUUAAAUUCUACCUGCAUACUAUAGGGCAGAUAAUUAACCCAGAUGCUGCUUUGUUGUCAACUAUUUUGGAAAUACGUGAUCUGAGCCACAGAAUGUUCUUUAACAGUUUAACAUGUAAUGCCAACAAACUACUGGAUAAGGUAGAGUUACCGCCGGCAGAUUUAGGUCCUACAGCCUCACUAGCUCAGACAAUGACUCUUCUAAAGGAUGUGCUACAGUGCCAUGACUCUUCUGUUGUCACUCUAGAAAAUAAAAAACAGGACUUUAAACAGAUUUUGGCAUGUGUUCUGGACCCGGUGCUCCAGAUGUGUUCAGUAUCAGCCAGUCGUCUGAACACAGUAGAUAUGGCUGCAUACAUGGUGAACUGUAUAUAUUUGAUGCAGACAACAAUUGCCCUGUAUGAGUUUACAGACACUCGUCAGGAAAUGUUACAAGCCCAGAUUGAUGCCCAAAUUGACACUAUGGUUAGUGAACAGGCGGCAUUUAUUCUAAACCGUGUUGAUCUUGCUCAUAUAUAUGGUUCCAUUCAACAACAUCAACCCAAACAGGGCCCAUUGUCUUCUUUACAAGGGUUAGAUGCCAUCACUGUAAAAUCUGCUAUGAACAAAUUUGACAGUUAUUUAGCCAGUCCAGAUAGUUUAUUGUUACCACAGUUUACACUGAUCACAAGCUCCAAAAAUAGAGAACUUAUCAAAAAGAAUUCCUCAGAACUAAUCUGUAAGUCCUAUAAGCUGAUGUAUGAUGCAAUUAGUGAUCCAAAGAACGAGUACGGAGAGUAUCAUAGCAUUGUACCUAGAACACCAGACCAAGUUGUGAAACUUCUCAUGUAAUAUGGUACCAGACCAAAUUUUGAAACUCUUGAUUUUAUAUUGGAGAGUAUCUUUACAUUGUACUGAAAUUACAAGACCAAGUUGUGAAACUCUUAAAAGGGUGAGAAAAAAUACCCACUGUUAUAGUUUUUAAUACAUUUUGAGUAGGCAAUACUGAAGGUAAUAAGCUUGUACAAUAUAAAUUGUAACUUAUUCUUAAAAUUUAUUGCAUUUUUUGUUUGAAGAAGAAAAGAAAAAUUGUCAAUUGGAAAAAAAAAAUUCUAUUUUAUUUCUAAAUCUGCUGGAACCAAAAGUGAUAAGCCUUUGCUAAAGAGCAUGGCAAGGGAGAAUAUCCAACUUCAAGUUUUCAAUAUGAUAUUGUCAAAAUUAAUAAUGGACAGUUACAGGGAGCUGGACAAGUCCAUUUAAGACAUUCUGCAAGUCAGAGGUAACAUUAUGACUUUGAAAGAUGUGGGAUAAGUUUAUUAAGAAUGUUUCUGUGAUAACUUAUGUAUUGCAAUGUUGGAGUAAUUGUUUGUGUAAAUAGGCUGGGAUAUAUUGAAUUAAAUAUAUUAUUAUUUGAUAA